GUGGGGGAAGAAAAAAAAUCAAUGGGAAUGUGAUGGAAUUCCGAGAAAUCACAGAUUAUGGAACGCAACAGAGAGGCGGCCAGCACCUACCAACAUAUUCAUGUUCAGUUGCAAGGUGGAGCUCCUUGGGGCUUUACCCUGAAAGGGGGGCUGGAACAUGGAGAGCCCCUCACCAUCUCAAAGAUUGAAGAUGGAGGGAAAGCUGCUUUGUCGAAGAAACUACAGGUCGGCGACGAAAUUAUAAAUAUUAGUGGCUCCCCACUAUAUGGCUCAAGACAGGAAGCACUCAUCCUUAUUAAAGGAUCAUUCAGGGCACUGAAGAUGGUGGUGAAAAGGAGAAGUGGUCCAGGGAUAAGACCUUACACAUGGCACCUGGCCAAGUUAUCAGAGGCACAACCUGAGGCCACUAUGAUGCCCUAUUCAUCAGGGUCUCUCAGUCUGUCGUGGCAUUCGGGAUAUGACUCCAGUGACUUUCCUAUGCAGUGGGAUCAACUAGCUCUCCAUCAUAGCUUGGAUCAAAGGAGCUCAUUUGGAAGUAUGGACAGCCUCGACCAACCCAACCAAAGUUGUGACCAAAGCACAUAUCCUAACAAAAGAGAUUCUGCCUACAGCUCAUUUUCUGCAAGCUCUAACACCUCUGACUAUACUGUUUCAUCAUCAAUGAAGACAGAUGAGUCUGCUUCCAUGGACAGUAUAUUGCAUAGUUUGGGACCAUGGUUACCAACAAGGUAUGGAGAUACCCAAUACCUGCAAAGUGGAAGUGAAGGUGGGGAACCAUUGGCUGAAGAGCAGCUUUGUUCACACUGUGGGAAGGGGUCAUCUGAAAGGGACAACAUGCCACCAUCCCAUGUGCGAGAAGAAAAUGCUUCAGGCUCUACCAACUCAGCCCCUCCACCACCACCUGUUCGCAGGGAAAGUUUUGUGGCAACUAAAGCUCGCUCUGCAUCCGUGUGUGUGAUGAAUUCUGAGGCAGUUGCAGCAAAAAACUUGCUGCUUCACCGUGGAAGGUGGGCUUCUGAAACCUUGUUAUCAGCAAAAAGUAGAGAUUCUGAGGGAGAAUCUUGUUCUUGUGUUCCUAAUUGCUCUACUGGCUCUUCCCAGCACUCUGGUAAAUCCAUAUCUAGUCAUUGUCCAAUAGAGUGUUGCUGUUUUUUAAGGCAACAGCCAAGGCAUUACUGUCAUUCUCAUAGGCACAGUGAAGAAAUUAUUUCACAUGAAAAUACAACAUUUCCUGGAAAAUCCAAUCGUUAUUUAAUGGGGCAGUUGGAUUUAUGCAACUUAAUUGAUCCGUCAUUUGUUGCCAGUCAAUACCAGAGCAUAAAUCAAAUUGGUCAAAGUGAAAGAUUAACUUUGAAUUUGCAUAGACACAGUGCACCUGAGAAGUUGUUGUCAGUGCAAUUGCAUUCACUAAUGAUUUCAGACUGUAAUAAAAAUGGUUUGGGAAUGCAGUGUGAUCAGGAAAGAGGUGAAUGGCACAAUAGUAUACCAACAUCUCAGGAUGGAUAUCAGUCCACUGUUGGGCUUCCUUAUAAAGCUUUAAACAAAAUUGAUUCUGCAUUUGAAAAACAGAUAAAAGAGAAUCCUUUGAGUUCUGAAUGCAUACUGAAGGGAAAGCAACAUGAAAUUGAUGGUUCUUCCUGCAGUCACUGUUUAGGUAGUCAAGAUCUUUCUUCAUCUUGCAAGACUCAACUAAGUCGAACAAGUUGCAGAGGUGCAUCUGCUGAAAUGAUAGCCCAUCAGCAGGUACCUCCAAUACCAUCGGAUAAAAUGAGUGAAAUUGGAAGCACAUCCUCAAGUAGUCAUAUUGUGGAAAUAGAGACAGAUUUGGAAGAAACCAAGAAUGAAAUUGUCCGAAAUGCCCGUGUAUCAAAUUCCAGAGUAGCCAGAAUGCGGCGCAAAAGUGACCGCUUUGCAACAAAUUUGCGUAAUGAGAUACAAAUGAAGAAAGCUCAGCUCCAGAAGAAUAAAAGUGGUGCUGCACUGCUGCAAAUGGAAGAAACUUCAGAAGAAGUGAGUGAUUCAAAAGAGAAACCGUCCACUUUCUAUACUUGCUUAACUGAUGAGUCUGAAGCUAAUGACGUAGCAGAAGAAACUACCAGCACAAAGACACAGACCACAAGUUCCAAUAAAAGCCUGGAUAACACAGCAGAAGAUCAUAAAACUGGAAGUAUGUAUUUCUGUUCAUUGGCUGGCAACUCCAAUAUUUCACCAGACAAAUGCAAAACAGAAAUAGAUUCGUUAUCCAGAAGUUUUGAGCAAAAGACUGCACAGGAGUCGUGGGGAAGUGACCUAAGGAGGUGGACAUCUGAAAAUAAGCUGGAGUCUCAAAACAAGCUGAUAAAGGAAAGUGGGUCAGAUGAGAUGAAACCAUGUACAGUGCCAUUGUUGCAGGAACCAGAUACCUCCCCAUUGGUGCCUUUUGCAGAGAGGAGAAAAUUCUUUGAAGAGACUAGUAAAAGCUUCUCUGGAUCUGAUUCUUGUAAUUUCGUAGGACUUCAGAGUAAAUCAAAUUCAAUCGGAAAGUCUAAAGGUCAGCGUUUUUGCAGUAAGUUGCACGUACUUCCAGGUGACGUUCUGAGGCAAUGUCCUGAGGAAAACUUCCAAUACUCCACAGGCAGUGUUGGUCAAUGCUCUGAGAAAUAUCCUACUUGUUCAUCUAGAGGUACGGAACAACAAAAAUACAACAAUCAAGGAGAGAAACAAUGUGAACAGAAAUGUGAAAAAUUAGAGCCACUCAAACCAAAUACAUCAAGCACUUUGAAAGAGCAUUGUGUGUCUCACAUUCAGCAAAUACAACACCCUGCCGGAGAUCCAUCGAUACGUUAUCAGUAUUUUCAUUCAGAUAACAGUCACCUCGAAGAACCUCGAUCUACUACAAGAUUCAAGCAGAUGCCACCCACUUUAACUAAGGGAUAUCCGGUGGAAAAACUGGAUCAGACUGAGAUAAUAAACAGGAAGUUUUCUUCACCAGAAAGAGAAAUGAAAAUACAAACUCUAAGCAAUGUGCAAGAAGCACCUUCUGAAUCAAAAUCGAAAGAGAAUCUCAAUAAUGAGUGGAAUAGGCUGCCAAGGAAACCAAGAACUCAAAAGUUAAUGGAUUCAGUGGGGGCAGGGUCAUCCAGAGAAGGAAGAAACUGGCCUUUUGAGGGAGAGCAACUCUAUCACCCAGGCAACAUCCCAUCUACAACAAAUGAGAUGGAUCUAGGCUGUCAACGAUGUGGGGAAUCAUAUGCGAGUAUUAUCAACAGGCAAGAUGAAAAGUGGGAAGAUUCAGAAAUAUACAUAAAACCUGGGAGCAGAUUACAAAGAAACAUUAUAAAAAGCCCCUCUUGGGAUCCUGGUGAGGGAAUUGAGACCGUGAGGUGCUGUCCAGAUGUGAAGAGCAGACCUCCCACUGAGUUGACUUCAGAAGAAUUGGUGAGAGACAUUGCAGGGCAAGACCAAUCUCUGGCAGACAUUCUGGAUCCAAACUCAAAGAUGAAGAGUGCUGUGGAUAUGAUGGGUGGAAUCUUUCCAGAAAGCAAAGAGGAGCUAUCGCGGGCACGUGGGCGCAAGAAACGAAAUCCACUACAGCUGAGUCUGAAUGUUAACUCAGAGAAGGUUUCAGUGCAGGUUGGCUCUCCAACGGCAAUGGUUGGCUCAACUACUUGCUCCACCUACUAUAGCACAUCUGCUGCUAAAGCUGAGCUAUUGAAUAAGAUGAAGGACCUUCCAAAAAUGCCUGAGGACUGUUUGGAGGAGGAAGAGGAAGAAGAUAACAAGUUGAUAGAAAAAAAGCAACAAUUGAUCUGCAGUCUCAGUAGAAAACUCAGUGUGUUGCAUGAAGCCCAGAAGAGCCUUUUGGAAGACAUCAGUGCAAACUGUGCCCUGGGUGAAGAAGCAGAAAGAAUGGUGAACAAUGUCUGCAAACCAAAUGAGUUUGAUAAGUACCGAAUGUUCAUUGGGGAUCUGGAUAAGGUUGUGAACCUGUUGCUGUCUCUCUCGGGUCGACUUGCAAGAGUAGAAAAUGCCUUAAAUAAUUUGGAUCCUGAUGCAAAUGAGGAAGAAAGGCAUGCACUGAAUGAAAAGAAAAAGCAACUCACAGCACAGCUUGAAGAGGCCAAAGAGUUGAAGGAACAUGUGGAUCGCAGGGAACGUGUUGUCCAUGAUAUUCUGGUCAAGCAUUUGUCAGAAGAUGAGCUCCAGGAUUACACUCACUUUGUAAAGAUGAAAUCUGCCCUCAUCAUUCAGCAGCGAGAGCUGGAAGAUAAAAUCAAACUUGGUGAAGAGCAGCUCAAAUGUCUGAGGGAGAGCUUAUCUCUUGGAGCAUACAAAGACAACAUCUGAAAUACAGAUCAGAAAGUAAAUCCUGGCCUAAGUUACUAGCCACAAACUUUUCAAAUUCCAAAGCAAUGGAUUCAUUUUUCAAAUGUGAUAACCAGUGGUUUAAAAUGCAGAAUAUAUGUCACCUGUUUGCGAUUGAUGAUUGUGAACUUUAACCUUGCUUAUAAUGUUAUCUGUAAUUCUUCAGUGGAGGUAGUUCACAUGAAAAUAAGGAAGUGUUAGCUUCCACAAGAUUGGUCAAGGCAACUUGUAUAAAGCUGGGUCACAGAAAUCAGGAAGAUCCCAUUUUAAUUUUCCUUCUGGUACUGAAUGGUCUGUUUAGAUAAGGUAUCUUAAAGACCCCAAAUAGCUUUGAGUUCAGAGUUGGAAAGGAGAAAGUUACCUUGGAUUCCUGAUCCUGAUGAUUAUGCAGUAUGACUUCUGGAAAAAAAAAUCAAUGUUGGCUGAGAAGCAUAUUGAGCUUUGAGUAUGAUGGUUACUGCGGUCAGAUUGCCUGCUCAAUGUUUGGACUUGCACAAAAGUGACAAAGUGAGCAAAGCACUCAAGGGCUGUCUGUGCAAUGUUAAGAAUCAGUGCCUUCAGCAGAAAAUUAUAGGGAGAUGUUCAUAAUUUUGAUAGUAAAUUGAUUUGAAUUUGAGUUCUGCCAAAAUGACUCAAUUAGUUCAAUUUGUUAACUGUUUUCUGGAGUUGAGUUGCACUGUGUAUGCCAGCGCAAGUCAGAAGCUGCGUACGAAGGAUAUUCGUCCUUGGUUGCUGUUAUUACAGUAAAUGUCAUUUGUAAAUCUUUUUUUCCAAAUUCCACUUGUUGUAGUUGUUUUUUGUUUCUUCUGGUUCAGUGUCUAAUACUAAAUGGUUACACUUAACAUUGCAUAGGUCAGUUGAUAAGUCCUUGAUAAAACCAUUCUUCUGGGCAACUUAUUUAUUGGGACUUUUAGUUAUUAUUUUUGAAGGGGAAUGAGUGCUAUUUUUUGGUGAAGGGAAUAAACCAGAAGGCCCACAAUGCAUUUUAAAUUAAAGUGCCACAAUGCUGGUUUUUGCAAUCAGAAACAUUAUUAUAUUGUCUGUAUACAAAUAGCACCCCAAAACUUUGUUUCUGCUUAAAGGCAAUGAGUUAAAUAUAUAACUCAAAUAAAAAUGCUUUCAAUUUCUUCUGAUGGCUUAUUAGUAAACCCAAUGGCCAGUGUACAAAUAGCAAGACAAACUAGAAAAGUCAUUGGCCUCAGCAGGGUGACAAGAAAGAGGAAAACCAGCUACUGUUCCAUUAUUGGUUACCUUUGCUGAAAUGUGUGCAUGUUAGCCAAGGACAGGAUUGGGUCCUAUUGUAAUAAUCUUCCAGGGUAAUAAAGCCCAGAGACAGACAGUGGCCAUACUCUGGGCAGCUGGCACACAGAGGACAUUAGAGACUAGUAAAGUGAAGCUUCUGAUUGAAAAUGACCCUCUGGUGUAGGUUAAAAUUUUAGUGAAAUUGCCCAUAAAUCUCAGAUACCAGAACCACAAUUUAUCCAGAAAAUCACAGAGAAUUUCAGAGUCUAUUGGCACAUGAUUAUCUAAUUCUAACUGUCUACAGCAUAUUCUGGAAGU
Messenger RNA from Pristis pectinata (smalltooth sawfish), 5904 nucleotides. Its product is annotated as protein Shroom4-like. Bases 58 to 4326 code for a protein of 1422 amino acids. Gene Ontology annotation, cellular component: apical plasma membrane; apical junction complex; cortical actin cytoskeleton. NCBI's taxonomy places the organism in Eukaryota, Metazoa, Chordata, Chondrichthyes, Rhinopristiformes, Pristidae. The record is from RefSeq and is a predicted model, not a curated record. Gene Ontology annotation, molecular function: actin filament binding. Gene Ontology annotation, biological process: actin filament organization. The transcript is spliced from 11 exons.